This is a messenger RNA of Piliocolobus tephrosceles (Ugandan red Colobus), 3492 nucleotides long. RefSeq names its product zinc finger protein 502 (gene ZNF502). Gene Ontology annotation, biological process: regulation of DNA-templated transcription. The transcript has 4 exons. Gene Ontology annotation, molecular function: RNA polymerase II cis-regulatory region sequence-specific DNA binding; DNA-binding transcription factor activity, RNA polymerase II-specific. The coding region runs from base 498 to 2132 and encodes 544 amino acids. The record is from RefSeq and is a predicted model, not a curated record. Lineage: Eukaryota; Metazoa; Chordata; Mammalia; Primates; Cercopithecidae.
UAAGGCCGCUGUCCUGGCUCCCGUGAACCUCCGGGAGCGCUCGCGCCGCUCCGCGGGGAGUCCUUGGAUCUCACAGUGAGCGGGUUGGGACCCAAGGAAGGGAAAAGAGGGGACCCUGGCGAGCCACGGCUGGGGCGGCGGGCUGGAGGGUUAUUUGGGAAGUCAGCCCCGGCCUCGAUCCUACCCGAGUUGCUGCCUACGCGUGCCGCCCGGACCUGGGAUACUCCUGGCGGCUCGGCCCGCCCAACCUGCAGCCUCAGCACUGCAGACCCCAAGGGCCAGCACAGUGCCCAACACAGAGGAGAUGCCUAGGAAAAUGGCGGAAUGAAUGAAUGAAUGAAAAAUGUUUGCUGACCCUUGACAUUGACAAACUGCUGACAGCUCAGAUGAUCCAUGAUUGGAAGGAUGCGGUCAUCACCAAGAUGUCUUUCUUUCUCUGGCUCCCAGUUUUUCAAGCCUGAAUUGUUUUCCAAUCAAAGUGAAGAGACAGUCUGUGGAUGUUGAAUAUGCAAGGAACUGAAGAGAGAGAGAUUAGAAGAGAGACUUGUCCAGGCUGGGUAAACAAGAACAAGCCUGCCCCAGAGCAGGAUGUCUGUAAAAUUGACUCAUCAGGGAUAGUAGCAAAGAGAUUCCAAGAGGAUGAAUACCAAGAUUCUACAUUUGAAAAAAAAUAUGCAUGUGAGGGCAUGAAGGAAAACUCUCCUAGGGAGAUUGCUGAAUCAUGCCUUUUCCAGGAAGGAGGUUUUGGGGGAAUAACUUUCAUCCACAAAGAAGCACCCCCUGAAAUUAUUAGUCAAAACUAUAAUUUUGAGAAAAGCUUGCUUUUGACCUCAAGCCUUGUUACACGUCUCAGGGUUUCUACAGAAGAGAGUCUGCAUCAGUGGGAAACAAGUAAUGUACACAGCAAUGAUUUUUCAGACCAAAGUAAAUGUCCAACUCUCUGCACACAGAAGAAAUCUUGGAAAUGUAAUGAAUGUGGAAAAACCUUUACUCAGGGCUCAUCCCUUACCCAACAUCAGAGAACUCAUACUGGAGAGAGACCCUAUGCAUGUGAGGAAUGUGGGAAAGCCUUUAGUCGUAGUUCGUUCGUUGUUCAACAUCAAAGAAUUCACACUGGAGUGAAACCAUAUGGAUGUGAGCAGUGUGGGAAAACAUUUAGAUGUCGAUCAUUUCUUACUCAGCAUCAAAGAGUUCACACUGGAGAGAAACCUUAUAAAUGUAAUGAAUGUGGGAAUUCCUUCCGCAAUCACUCACAUCUCACUGAACACCAGAGAAUUCACACUGGAGAGAAACCUUAUAAAUGUAAUAGAUGUGGGAAGGCAUUCAAUCAGAAUACACACCUUAUUCAUCAUCAGAGAAUUCACACUGGUGAGAAGCCUUAUGUAUGCGGUGAAUGUGGCUCUUCUUUUCGAAAACACUCAAAUCUUACACAACAUCAGAGAAUUCACACUGGGGAAAAACCCCAUAAAUGUGAUGAAUGUGGGAAAACUUUCCAAACAAAGGCAAACCUCUCUCAGCAUCAGAGAAUUCAUACUGGAGAGAAACCCUAUAAAUGUAAAGAAUGUGGCAAAGCGUUUUGUCAGAGCCCAUCUCUUAUUAAACACCAGCGAAUUCAUACUGGAGAAAAACCAUAUAAGUGUAAGGAAUGUGGCAAAGCAUUUACUCAGAGCACCCCACUCACUAAACAUCAGAGAAUACACACAGGGGAGAGACCCUACAAAUGCAGUGAAUGUGGUAAAGCCUUCAUUCAGAGCAUUUGCCUUAUUCGGCAUCAGAGAAGUCACACUGGAGAAAAACCCUAUAAAUGCAAUGAAUGUGGAAAGGGCUUUAAUCAGAACACCUGCCUCACUCAGCAUAUGAGAAUUCAUACUGGAGAGAAGCCCUAUAAAUGUAAAGAAUGUGGGAAAGCCUUUGCUCAUAGCUCAUCUCUUACUGAACAUCAUAGAACUCACACUGGUGAGAAGCUCUAUAAAUGUAGUGAGUGUGAGAAAACCUUCCGCAAGUAUGCACACCUUAGUGAACAUUACAGAAUUCACACUGGUGAGAAGCCUUAUGAGUGCAUUGAGUGUGGAAAGUUCUUCAGACAUAGUUCAGUGCUUUUCAGACAUCAGAAACUUCACAGUGGUGAAUAAUGCAGGCAUUUAGGUUAUGACAGUUUCUCUAGUGAGGAUGACUACGAAUCUGACUGGGAGUAGAGGGGCAGGUAGAGUUCCUGGAGGGAAGGAAGAAGGAGCCUUGGCUACUGUACUCUGAGAGGAAUGUUUCCAGAAAUGGAGGUGAGAGCUUAGGGAAUGCAGAGCCUACUUGAGGUGGGCAUCUGGGAAUACAGGGUAGAAGGAAAUUCCUGCUUUUCAGAUAAAGCCUACACGUUGCCACUGCCUCCCCAUGUGACUCUUAAAGCUUGAGGGGGCAUUUGUUAAGUUAGCACUUCUGCUAACUUUACUACACCCUGCCCCAUCUUCUGACUUGUCACCCAUUUUCGUUGGCUGGCAGGUUGAGAUGUUUUUCUUAAACACUGCCUGUCAGUGUCAAGUGGCACAGUUCUGAUGUAGUGCUAAGUCUAGCCUCCAGAUUUGAGGCAGCCCUGACCAUGCUACCAUGGGGGAAGCUCCCAACCUGUAGAAGUGGUCCUGUAAAGAGGAGACGGAAACAAAUAACCAAAAAAAAAAAAAAAAAAAAAUCCAUAUUCAUUUAAAAAAAGGAGAUAUAAAGCAACAACUGGGCUAACCUCUAUAGAUCUGCCAGUAAAGAAGGUCUUUCCUCAUUCUUCCAAGCUUUGGGGUGACUCGGAGCUAAGAAUGAAACAGGAGAUCAAGUUAGAAUUCAUGAUGUUGGUUUAUGGGAAGGCAGUCAUACCUGUUCAGAGAACCAGUAAGACCCAGUAUCUAUCUCAGAGGAAUAAUGGUUACCCAGGAAGGAAAUGGUCUGCUCAAGUGACAAGCCUCAGAACAGGAAGCCUGCAUGCAACUGAGCAAGUCACCUACAUAACUCUGCCUGUGCUAAGGUGUACACCUGUCUAUUGUAACUUUGCCUAGGCUCUUGGUGUACAGAGACCAGAGAAGAGAGACCCACUAGGAGUAACAGCAUCCUAACAAAGUGAUACUUAGUUUGUUGGUCUUUAGGAGAAAGCAUUAGUAAUGAAAGGAGAGAAUUUUCAGUUGAUUGGACGUUGGGGCCGCUUAAGAAAGUGUUGACAUUUGUCAUGGAAUGAUUUUGGAAAGACUUCUAAAACAAUCUUUUUCAAAUCCCUGAAAAUCAGGAUAGCACAUUUUGCCACUGACUGUGACAGUAUUUUAUUCUUUUGAGAGAAAUGACAUAGUUUUCCCUUUAUUUCCCAAAUUCCUUUCAUGUUCUUAACUGCUACCCAGAAAUUGAGCUCCAGAACAUUGAGGAUAGCCUUUGACUGGUAUUUAAAAUAGUUUCUAAGCUGUGAAGCUUAUAGCAUUUUUAAAGUGUGGCUAUUAAAAACACUAAAUUAGGUUGAUUCUGGAA